Messenger RNA from Parus major (Great Tit), 5164 nucleotides. It is a transcript of the gene MORC2, whose product is annotated as MORC family CW-type zinc finger 2. The record is from RefSeq and is a predicted model, not a curated record. Gene Ontology annotation, cellular component: nucleus. Gene Ontology annotation, molecular function: zinc ion binding. The transcript has 29 exons. The coding region runs from base 1147 to 4314 and encodes 1055 amino acids. Lineage: Eukaryota; Metazoa; Chordata; Aves; Passeriformes; Paridae.
CGCGCGGCCGCCGGUGCAUGCGGCGCGGGCCCCGGCCCGAUGGCGGCCACUGCCGCCAUGUCCCUGGGUAAUUACAGCAGCCUGAACCGAGCCCAGCUUACCUUCGAAUACCUGCACACCAACUCUCAGAUUUUUGCAUGUCGCCAGUGAAUCCCCCAGAAUAACACCUCUUGAAGAAGAGGCAAAGCCACUUUUUAAAAUGAGUUUCUUCUGAGCGUAUGUCUAGGAAGCACCAUCAGGAAGUUGUGCUUAGCAGGGUCAGGCACCCAUCAACAACUGCCUGUUGCUCCUACACCACGUAUAUGUAAUGCCACGUAUAGAGGAGAUGAAAGAGCUUGUUCAGCCCAAACUGGAAGAACUCUGUGGAACCACUUGGCAUUGCUUCAUUUUGAUCAGCUGGUCACCGACAUAAGAUUGUCUGCUGAUGUUCUGUGGAAGUGUUGACUUACUGUUAUCCAUCAAUUGAAGAACAAAUAAAGUGCAAGUUUAUCUUUUUGUUUCCCUUUUCAACGCAUGGAGGAUCACAGCAGUCUGCAGCAGUCCAAAGAUGGCAUAGAAACAUGGGCGACUUGGUUUCAAAGUAUUUUUGUCUGGCUCUGUUGGUAAUGAGAUACAUCUGCAAGAGCAGUUAAGACUAAUCUCACAUACACCAAGACCAUUGCAAUCCAUUUAUUUUCAGAAUCAGGAAAGUAAUGGGCUUUGAACAGGGGAAUAAACCUAAUAAUGGCUUCAUGUCACAUUCAGGUCUGCUCUCUAGCUUGGCUAGUAGCAGUUGCAUAUGGAGUGAACAGUCUGGUGCCUGAAGAUGGACAAUACUGAGUCAUGCUGUGGUGCUGUUUUUGAUUUGUGAAAUUCUCAUGUCCAGCUCCAGAAGACGAUUUUUAUGGAUUAGAAGACCAUGCAGAUGUUUGCAGUGCUCUGUCAGCAGACUGUGUUUGCCUGCAGAGCUCCAGAACUCUGUCCAUCUUCAUAAGAAGAUAAAGCCUGUGCUGUAGAAAAGACUGAAUUGUUGCUGCUGCUCUCAAAACUACCCAUGAGUUCCUGUUUGGUGCCCUUGCUGAACUUGUAGAUAAUGCCAGAGAUGCAGAUGCCACGAGAAUAGACAUUUAUACUGAUCCCAUUUUGUGGAACUUUUAACUUCUGCUUAUGGGAGCAAUGAGUAAGUCUUCCCUUGCAGAGCGACGAGAGGACCUGCGAGGUGGAUUCAUGCUGUGUUUUUUGGAUGAUGGAACAGGAAUGGAUUCAAAUGAAGCUGCCAGUGUUAUCCAGUUUGGUAAAUCAGCCAAGCGAUCACCUGAGUCCACUCAAAUCGGACAGUAUGGGAACGGCUUGAAAUCGGGUUCCAUGCGGAUUGGGAAGGAUUUUAUCCUGUUCACAAAGAAGGAUAACACCAUGACUUGCCUCCUCUUGUCACGGACGUUCCAUGAGGAAGAAGGCAUCAAUGAGGUUAUCGUUCCCCUACCUACCUGGAACACACGGAGCUGUGAACCCGUGACGGACAACAUGGAGAAAUUUGCUAUUGAGACGGAGCUCAUUUACAAGUAUUCCCCUUUCAAAUCAGAACGGGAAGUGAUGGACCAAUUCAAUAAGAUACGUGGUGAGAAAGGCACCCUGGUGAUCAUCUUUAACCUCAAACUAAUGGAUAAUGGAGAGCCAGAGCUGGAUGUGACUUCUGACCCUCAAGAUAUUCAGAUGGCAGAAACACCCCCAGAGGGAACCAAGCCGGAGCGCCGCUCCUUUCGUGCCUAUGCUGCUGUGCUUUAUAUCGAUCCCAGGAUGAGGAUCUUCAUCAAUGGACACAAAGUACAAACCAAACGACUCUCAUGCUGUCUCUACAAGCCAAGGAUGUACAAAUACACUUCAAACCGUUUCAAGACCCGUGCAGAGCAAGAGGUGAAAAAAGCAGAGCACAUGGCGAGGAUAGCCUUCUCCAGACUGAACACCCCCAGCUCUCCCAGCCUGUCUCCAGAGCAGAGGAGCUCCAGCCCUUGGAACAUUUCUGUGGCCCCCUCUGGACUCAAUCCAGCAGCUCCAGGUCCUUCCUGUGCUGGGCUCCAGGGCUGGAGGCAGCUCUCGGAAGAGAAGGCUCGUGAGGCAGAGAGCAAAGCCCGUGCCCUCGAGCUACGCCUUGGAGGGGAUCUCACUCGGGAGUCUAGGGUGACACUGCGUCAGGUCCAGAACUUGGCCAUCACCAUGCGGCAGGAGGCUGACGUCAAGAAAAGGAUUAAGGAUGCAAAGCAGCGGGCACUGAAGGAACCCAAGGAGCUGAAUUUUAUCUUUGGAGUAAACAUUGAGCAACGUGAGCUGGACGGCAUGUUCAUUUAUAACUGCAGUCGGCUGAUCAAGAUGUAUGAGAAGGUGGGCCCACAGCUGGAGGGUGGCAUGGCAUGUGGAGGAGUGGUAGGUGUGGUGGAUGUGCCCUAUUUGGUUCUGGAGCCAACCCAUAAUAAACAAGACUUUGCUGAUGCCAAGGAAUAUCGACACUUGCUGAAGGCCAUGGGAGAGCAUUUGGCUCAGUAUUGGAAGGAUGUCGCAAUAGCCCAGAGAGGUAUCAUCAAAUUCUGGGAUGAAUUUGGUUAUUUAUCAGCCAACUGGAACCAGCCUCCAUCUAGUGAACUGCGCUACAAACGCCGGAGAGCCAUGGAGAUCCCCACCACGAUUCAGUGCGAUGUCUGUCUGAAGUGGCGGACUCUCCCGUUCCAGCUGAGCUCAGUGGAGAAGAACUACCCUGACAGCUGGGUGUGCUCCAUGAACCCUGAUCCUGAACAAGACAGAUGUGAGGCUGCAGAGCAGAAGCAGAAGGUACCACUGGGAACUCUAAAAAAAGAUUUGAAAUCAAAUAAGGAAAAGCAGAAGCAACUGACAGAGAAAAUCCACCAGCAGCAGGAAAAGCUGGAAGCUCUGCAGAAAACCACUUCAAUUCGCUCUCAGUCUGACUUAAAGAAACUGCCUCUGGAAGUGACCACACGGCCUUCAAGGGAGCACACCCGAGCUCAGCGCCCACGAUCUCCUCCUUUGCCUGAUGUCAUAAAGAAUGCUCCCAGCAGACCACCAGGAUCUUCACCUCCUCCCAAGUACUGCAGUCAGCUGAAAAAGAGCUCUUCAGAUCAUCCAAAUACCAGCUCUCCCAAGCUAGCCAGCAUGCUCUUCAAGGAGGAGGCCAGCACUUCCAGGACAUACCAUCACACUGUGACAUCUGGGAAGUCUAACAGCACUUUAAAAACUCUUGCCAAACCAGGUACAGGCAUGAAGCCCUUCUCUGGCUUGCAGAGCCCCAAAAGCCCACGUGAGACACCCAAUCCAAAAGCUGCCAAGGUGCCAGCAGUAAGGAAAUCUGCCUCUGGCAGAUGUUUACAGGCCUCCAGCACUCGAAAGAGGGCCUUGAACAUCCCAGAGGAUGGGUCUGAGGAGGAGGGGGAACCCAAAAAGGAGAGGACAAAACGAGGAAAAUUUUUGGCAGUGAAAGAAGAGAAGGAUUCCAGUGAGGUGGUGGUGGAGCUCACAGACAGUGCUGGAGAGGAAGAGUUGUUGGAACUGAAGAAAGCACAGAAAGAUAAGGGGCUGCACGUGGAGGUGCGUGUGAACAAGGAAUGGUUCACAGGCCGUGUCACAGCUGUUGAAAAGGUCAGGCACGCAAUCCGGUGGAAGGUGAAGUUUGACUAUGUCCCUACAGACACCACACCAAGGGAUCGCUGGGUAGAGAAAGGCAGUGAGGAUGUAAGGCUUAUGAAGCCUCCCUCUCCUGAGUACCAGGCUCCAGACACACAACAGGAAGAGGAAGUGGUCAUGGCUGAACCUUCUACCUCAGACUGCGUCAGAAUUGAGCCUGACACCACUGGUCCCAGCAGCAGCCAAGAAACAGUUGACUUGCUUGUCCAGAUCCUUCGGAAUUGUUUGCGAUACUUCUUGCCUCCAAAUUUUCCAAUCUCCAAGAAUGAGCUGAGUUCCAUGAGCUCAGAAGGGUUGUUGGCGUUUCCCUUGGCAUCUGCUGGCAUUUGCUGGAGUUACCACUCCUGCUCCUUCCACAGGACAUCUUGGUUGUGUCUGGGGUUUUUGAAAGAAUAUUUUAAGCAGUAUGAGAUGGGUCUGCAGAACCUGUGCAAUUCAUAUCAGACACGUGCUGAUGCUCGGGCCAAAGCCUGUGAGGAAAACCUCCGGAACUCAGAGAGGAAGCUGAAGGAAACGGAGGAGAAACUGCAGAAGCUUAGGACUAAUAUCAUGGCCCUUCUGCAGAAAGUGCAGGAGGACAUUGAUAUUAAUACAGAUGAUGAACUGGAUGCAUAUAUCGAGGACUUGAUCAUGAAAGGAGACUGAAGAGCUCCAGUACAAGUCCUGGAGAAGUGCAGAAGAGAUGGCUGCUACAGUGGGAGAUGUGGAUCUCUGUGCAGGUGGACUGGGGCAGCUGAUGAGGAGAGAGUUUUUUAGACAGCGCUCAUGUUGAUGUACAACUUGUUCCUGUGACUGUACAUGAGAAACAUUUGUGCUGUUUGCAGGAAAAUUUUUAACUUUGUAGUUCUCCAAAUCUCUUCCUUUUGUUUAUAAAUAUUUAUUUUUAAAAGAAAUGGGAACUGUGCCUGAUAUGAUGGGUGUUUUUAGUGAUGUAGAAGUGUGAGUACCCUUUUUGCUAUGCGAGUAUAUUCAUAUGCUAAGCCUGGGAGCUCAGAGCACCCUGCUUAGCUCACUGGUUCUUUAGUAAGAACCUAGCAGAAACUUAAAAGUACACCUUGAGUUGUGGCAGAGGUGGUCAGGGAUUUUUGUGGAAGAUACUGAACUUGGGCUAGAGAAAGCCAAACCAUGAAUUGGAGUUAGGGACAGGAGAUGUCCAUGUAUGAGUGUGAGGGGAUGGAACCUCGGUGGAUCUCAGAAAUUCGGCACUGGCACCUGCUAUGAGCUUCCUGAACAGGAGGUCUCUGCAAGUAGGUGAAACCGCCACCAUGGUAACAGCUGAGAGGCUGAGGGUUCUUAAGGAAGAGGAUCUACCUUCUGAUCUGCUUGCAGUGGGCUGUGAGCAUCAGAGAAAAGAAUGCUGGAGUUCACAUUGUCUGCUUGCAGUCACUUAAUCACUGACUUCGGCUGCUGUUUCUUUGAGACAUAAUUACAGUGUCAGAAGAACUUCUUGACUGCCUGACAAUAAAGUGACCCCUGUUCUAUAGUCACCCCCUCA